AUGCUGGUUUAUCAGGUGACCGUCUACACUGGCGAUCGAGUUGGCGCCGCCACUUUGAACAACGUGCACAUUAAGCUGGUGGGCACAGAUGACGAGAGUGAGCGCAAGUGGCUGAAGUCUUUGGUCAUCUUCAGAGGAUCAUUCCAAAGGUCAAUGCUUGUCACGGCUGAAAUUCUUUGGGAGGACCAUUGGCACUGGUACUUCCGUGUGAUGACAAUCCACAGUACGCAUAUAUAAGAGGCUCCUGGGGCCGGUUGUCUCUCAUUUUAAGAGGAAGCGUGUUUCCCCGAUCACGAUUUCUCAGCAUUCCGGAAUCAUCAUGCGGCUUUAUGAGGUGACCGUCUACACUGGCGAUCGAGUUGACGCCACCACCUUGAACAACGUGCACAUUAAGCUGGUGGGCACAGAUGAUGAGAGUGAGCGCAAGUGGCUGGAGUCUUUUGUCAUCUUCAGAGGAUCAAUAUCUACUUAUACUGUUUCCUGCCCAAACUCCCUUGGAAAGCUGGUUCUGAUUGAACUAGACAAACGACAUAAUCACCUGACACCUGAUGACGCUUGGUUCCCUGAAAAGGUGGAAAUCAAGUCACCCGAAGGAAACAUCUACACUUUUCCCAUCCACUGCUGGAUCAGUGACAGGGAGACUCAUCGCUUCAGAGAGGGCAAAGCUCUGAGGAUAUUUGAUGAAAGCCACUCCCUUGGUCAAUAUGCAAGAAAGCAGGAGCUGAGCCAUCGAAAAGUAUGCUAUGGCUGGGAUUGUUUUGAUGCCGGCAUGCCCAACAGUAUUGAGGCAGAUGGUCCUUGUAGUCUGCCAAGUGAGAUACAGUUCUCUUUCACCAAGACUGCAGAGUUUGGAUACACGGCGUUGACAGCGUUGACUGAGCUUCAUUUGAAGGGGCUGGAUGACAACCACAGAAAUUGGGAAAAUCUUGACCAUAUCAAAGAGGUGUUCUGUAACAAACACACCCCUAUAUCAGAUUACGUCCACGAACACUGGAUGGCGGAUUGGUUAUUUGCUUAUCAGUUUCUAAAUGGCGUCCAUCCCACUUUGAUUCGACGUUGCAAAACUUUGCCCGAGAACUUCCCUGUGACUGAUGACAUGGUCUUCAUCCCCAAUGGCUCAAAUUUGUCGAAAGAGUUGACGCUAGGUAACAUAUACCUGUGUGACUACAAGAACCUGGACGGAUUCCCUGCAAACACCGUCGAAGGGAUUCAGCAGUACUUGACAGCGCCCCUUGUCUUGUUUCACAAAAGAGACAACGACAAACUGAUGCCUAUCGCCAUUCAGCUGAAGCAGACUCCGGCUGAGGACAACCCAAUCUUUCUCCCAACUGACUCUACGUACGACUGGCUGAUAGCAAAGAUCUUUGUGAGAAGUGCGGAUUUCACAGAGCACCAGCUCAAUGCGCAUUUUCUGCGCACUCACCUGAUGGCAGAGGUCUUUGCGGUGUCACUGCUGCGCAAGCUUCCUAUGGUGCACCCCCUGUACAAGCUCCUCAUACCUCACACUCGCUACACUCUGCAUAUAAAUGAAUUAGCUCGGUCACAGCUGAUAGGACCCACUGGAGUCUUCACCAAGUAUGCAGCUUCUGGUGGGGAGGUUCUGAACAGAAUCGUGGCAAGAUCGCUCUCCUCAAUGACCUACAGGUCCCUUUGCAUCCCCGAUGACAUUGCUGAUCGUGACAUGCAGGACUUGCCGAACUUCUACUACAGGGAUGAUGGACUCCAACUUUGGGACAUCGUCUACAAAUUUGUGCAGGGAGUGAUACAGUACUACUACAAAAGUGAUGACGAGGUGCAGCGAGACUCGGAACUGCAGACUUGGAUCGGCAACAUUUUUCAACACGGAUUUCUUUCCCAGCAACAAACAGGAAUCCCUCAGAGAUUCAACACUGUGCCUGAGCUGAUUAAGUUCGCCACCAUGGUGAUAUUCACUUGCUCGUGCCAGCAUGCAGCUGUAAACAACGGACAGUACGACUACAGUUUCUGGAUGCCCAACACCCCCAUCACCCUCCAGCGUCCUCCCCCGACCAAAAAGGGGACAACAAGCGAGGCCACAAUGCUGCAGACGUUGCCACCUAUUAGUGUGACAGUUCAUGGAAUAGCUGUAGUCUGGCUUCUCAGCAGGCAGUCCUCAGACUUUGUCCCACUUGAACACUACCCAGAGGACCAUUUCACCGAGGAGACCCCACGCCAGCUGCAAAAGGAUUUUAAAGCCGAGCUUGACACAUUGUCCAUUGCAAUUAGCAACAGAAACAAAGGUCUGGAUAUCCCUUACACUUACCUGGAUCCAAAGAACAUAGAGAACAGUGUGGCCAUCUAAACCUCAGAAAGUCAUACUUGAAAGGGAAUAUCCAAUGAAUUGCAAAUGUGUUUUUGUGCUUAAAUUACAGUAUUUAGAUUACUUAAAGGCUCAAACCUGUAUUAACUUUAAAGGCACCAUUUUCAGUAGCUUCGCAACAUUAUAAACUGUCAUACAAGUGUAAAGAGAUGCCAACAAAAUGAAACUAAAAUGAAGUAACACCAGGGGGGCCAAUUGGUUUUAUAGACAAACAUCGUUAGCGAAUCAAUAUAGCCUACUACCGUUACUUAGAACGUAUUCUCGUGCCUCACAGGUGGUCACUGACAGACAAAGACGCCAGUACACUUUCAAUUGCUUUAUUGAAAAAACGGUAACAAAGUAAACACGUAACCAGCAUAUUUUUACACUAGCUGCAUGACCACAGUUGAUACCCAGGCACUCAACUUGCAGACUAGCUCACGGUUAGCCAGUUAACAGCCAGAUGCUAGCCUGAGCCAACAACAGCCAAUGCUACACUCUCAUUCGCUGACACCCACGUCACUCACCAGACCAGGCCGGGCCCUGCCAUUGUGUGGCUGAAGCACCCCUCACAGUGGGAGUCCUUUGUGGUAAUGUUAUUCGUCAUCCCUUACUUAUUAUACAUGAUAAAAUAUUAUUAUUAUUAUUAUUAUUAUUAUUAUUAUCAUCCUUUAUUAUUAUUCCGCUUUUUCCUUCCAAAAUAAAGGCCGCACUGUUUUACAUACCCGCACAAAUAAGGUAUCAAAAGAUGCAUCUCAGUCAAAUUGAUUGUAAUUAUAAAUACGAUGAUAACCAUGGAACUCUGAAUCGUGAAGAAACUUGCAAUAAAAUAUUAUAGCGAUACUUCGCCAUGUUAAUAUCGCGAUACACCGUUUAUUCAACACAUAUAGAACAGUUACCAUUGAUAUGUGUGGAGAAGGAAAAACAGGGCAGCUCCUCGUAUAAUGUAGAUACAAAUCUGUACAGUGUAACAGAAAUAUCAGCGACAUGAGAUCAUUUCAUUUGUAUUUCCAAUAUUUCUCGUGGUAAAAUUUUAGAAACAAAAACUGGAUGUAAAUGCCCACUUUAUCAAAUGAAGUAUACAGUUGCCAUUUAUUUUAAAAAAAAAAUAUUCUAAUUGCCUAGUUUGAGUAUUGUUUCCCCCCUGUUUUGCAUCACGAGACAUUGCAUCUUUUUUCUUGAUUGAAAUGUUUUCUAGUUUGUUGAAUAAAAGCUGAUCUGCUUUG
Messenger RNA from Phyllopteryx taeniolatus (common seadragon), 3543 nucleotides. Its product is annotated as arachidonate 12-lipoxygenase, 12R-type-like. Gene Ontology annotation, biological process: linoleic acid metabolic process; lipid oxidation. The transcript has 15 exons. Gene Ontology annotation, molecular function: iron ion binding; protein binding; oxidoreductase activity, acting on single donors with incorporation of molecular oxygen, incorporation of two atoms of oxygen. The record is from RefSeq and is a predicted model, not a curated record. The coding region runs from base 320 to 2320 and encodes 666 amino acids. Lineage: Eukaryota; Metazoa; Chordata; Actinopteri; Syngnathiformes; Syngnathidae.